Teleopsis dalmanni is the source of this 882-nucleotide messenger RNA. RefSeq lists its product as uncharacterized. The transcript has 2 exons. Gene Ontology annotation, biological process: mitochondrial respiratory chain complex III assembly. The record is from RefSeq and is a predicted model, not a curated record. Lineage: Eukaryota; Metazoa; Arthropoda; Insecta; Diptera; Diopsidae. Bases 423 to 659 code for a protein of 78 amino acids.
AGAAAUAGUUAAAAAUUAGAAAAGAAUUAUAAUUUUUGUGUAAUGUUGCCGAAAACACCAAAACCAGCAGUGUGGAAAUUUAUUAAAAGUAGUGCAAAAACUCUUUUUAUAUUUGAAGCCGUUUGCUUUGCUGCCUCCUACGCCGUUUAUUAUCGUAUGAACACGAAUCGAGAUUUCCGUUAUUACAUCAACGAAAAUUUUCCAUUUGCGCUCGACUAUUUUUAUAAACUUGGUGAAUUUUUGGGGGAAAGCAACUUACGUCAAAUUGAUUCUUCUGUCUGGAAAAGUGAAACCAAGAAAUUGGGUGAACAUCAAAAAGGGGAAUAAAUAAAGAAACACAAGACCAGUCACCAGGUAGAUCAUCAACUCGAGAUUCCAAAACGAUCUAUAUUAAAACCUAUAUAUAUUACUCCUAUUUAUAAAUGGCAGGAAGCCCAUACGUUAAAUCCUUAUUUUGGUUAGCAGCUUUUGGUGGCAUUGGAUACGGACUACUUAUUGCAACCACACCAUCUGGUGAGAAGUUAGAACGUAUCAAAUCAUCAUCUUCGCAAUCUUUUCCAACAGUUGAAAACAAAAAUAAGCAAUUGUUUAUGGAUCAACUGAAAAAAUCAGCUAAUGUGACAGAUGAAAUUGAAGAUCCUACUAAGAAGCAAAAUUAAUUGAAAUCGUAUUAAAGCGAAAAUUGCAUUGUUGAAAUUGAAAAAAGAAAUUAACAUAUAUUUAAACAAAUUUUUUAGUUUUAAGCAUUCAAAAUGUAUAACAUAAAUCCUUCAGUUGAUCGCGGGGUCGAUAAUACAGACUCUGCAAAUAGGACGACGGGAAGUAUAUUAGAACGACUUAAUAAGCGCAACAAAGAUAGACAGAAUUACAAUGACAUCAGGA